AUGGCAGCCAACGCCACUCCUUCGGGCGCUCAGCCUACUGACACUGAGAACCAGUACGACCUUUUGCCGCGACUGAUCCCCUACCUGGACCGCCACCUUGUUUUCCCGCUCCUCGAAUACUGCGCUGGUAACGAUGAGGACGACACAGAGAUCACCCGGGCCAAGUACGAGCUCCUGAAGCACACCAACAUGACCGACUACGUUGCCAAUCUGUGGAAGGAAAUCAACAACUCCGAGACCAUUCCCGAUGAGUUUGUCAAGAAGCGCGAGGAGGUUCUGGCCCAACUGGAGCACUUCCAGGACCAGAGCGAGAAGAUCACCGAACUUUUGCAGGAUGAGGAAGUAGUAGGCAACUUGCGCAGUGACAAGGCUGCCAACUUGCGUUUCCUUGAGGAGCAACACGGUGUCACCACCGAGAUGGUCAACACCCUCUUCGACUACGGCCGACUCCAGUACAGCUGUGGCAGUUACGGUAACGCUGCUGAGCUGCUUUACCAGUUCCGUGUGCUUUCGACCGACAACGAUAAGGUUGCCGCUGCCACCUGGGGUAAGUUGGCUUCUGAGAUCCUCACCACCAACUGGGAGGCUGCUAUGGAGGAGGUGCAGAAGGCCAAGGAUUCGAUCGAAACUCGCCUGUUCAACAACCCGCUGGCCCAGCUUACCAACCGAUCUUGGCUCAUUCACUGGUCUCUGUUCCCCUUCUUCAACUACGACCCCGCCCGCGAUGUCCUGACCGACCUCUUCUUCUCCCCUGCCUACAUCAACACUAUCCAAACCAGCUGCCCGUGGGUUCUGCGUUACCUCGCUGCUGCCGUCAUCACCAACCGCAGCCGUCCCCACAAGCACACCGGUGCCUACCAGAAGCAACUGAAGGAUCUUAUCCGUGUUGUGCGCCAGGAGGGCUACGAAUACACCGACCCCAUCACCGACUUUGUCAAGGCCCUCUACGUCGACUUUGACUUCGAGGAGGCUCAGAAGAAGCUAGGUGAGGCCGAGGAGGUGCUCCGCAGUGACUUCUUCCUUGUUUCUGCCGCCGAUGCUUUCGUUGAGGCUGCCCGUCACCUCAUCUCUGAGAGCUACUGCAAGAUCCACCAGCGGAUCGACAUCAAGGAUCUUUCUACUCGUCUCGGUCUGAGCCAGGACGAUGGUGAGAAGUGGAUCGUCAACCUCAUCCGCGACACCCGUGUUGAUGCCAAGAUUGACUACAAGGAGGGCACCGUGAUCAUGAACCACCCGCCCCAGUCUGUUUACCAGCAGGUGAUUGAGAAGACUAAGGGUGCAUUCUUCCGGACACAAGUCUUGAGUUCGGCCGUUGCCAAAUGA
Penicillium taxi is the source of this 1323-nucleotide messenger RNA. RefSeq names its product eukaryotic translation initiation factor 3 subunit E. Lineage: Eukaryota; Fungi; Ascomycota; Eurotiomycetes; Eurotiales; Aspergillaceae. Gene Ontology annotation, cellular component: nucleus; cytoplasm; eukaryotic translation initiation factor 3 complex. The record is from RefSeq and is a predicted model, not a curated record. Gene Ontology annotation, molecular function: translation initiation factor activity. Bases 1 to 1323 code for a protein of 440 amino acids. The transcript has 2 exons. Gene Ontology annotation, biological process: translational initiation.